Molecule: messenger RNA, 2121 nt
Organism: Puccinia graminis f. sp. tritici CRL 75-36-700-3
Lineage: Eukaryota; Fungi; Basidiomycota; Pucciniomycetes; Pucciniales; Pucciniaceae
Exons: 5
Coding region: 1-2121 (706 amino acids)
Biological process (GO): carbohydrate metabolic process; chitin catabolic process
Cellular component (GO): extracellular region
Molecular function (GO): chitinase activity; chitin binding
Source: RefSeq, a predicted model, not a curated record
AUGCGCCUUCCACGCCUACUUUCAUCGAGCCUUUAUGUGAUCUACGGGAGCAGUUAUCUGAGUGGUUCUCAGGCAUCCGAGACAUCGUCGACGGAGACGGUGGGCCGAAGGACGACGCCGGCGACCGCCCACCAUACGCUGAAGAGUUUUGUGAGCCGGAGAGUUGAUCUGAGGCAGGAGUACCCGCUUCGGAUGUGUAUGCGGCCGACGGAGGGGAAGAAGGCGGAGGGAGGAGGCGGAGGAGGACACCAGAGACGCGAGCUGGCGGCGGUUUCGUACCCGUUCACGUUCUCCAAUCUGGUCUCGCCCCGGGCCCGGCUCGGCCAGCUGAUCGUCAACCCCUCUCCUUACCUCGAACCGGCCCCCAAUGUCCUCCUCCCCCUCGGCCCGAAAAACAGUCCUAAUGCAAAUAGACAGAGCCAAUUGUUGCCUCAACAACAGACUCUCCCCCUCCCUCUCCCUCUGCCUCAGCCUGCUUUGGUCCCCGCUCCUUCACUCUCUGUCGGAUCCCCUCCUCUCCUCGAUGUCUCGCUCCCCGCUGCUCCCCCCGGCCCCAUCACUAUCUCAUACUUCCCCGAUUGGAGCCUCGAUAUCUUGGCGCCGGAACAGGUCCAAUAUAAGAAGUUUGAUAUUAUCUAUUUCGCCUUUGCGAUUCCCAACGAGAACGUCGGCGUGGACUUCACCCAGCCGGAUUCCAAGCAAACGCUCGAUAGACUCGUCAGCGGCGCCCACGCGGCCGGGUCCAGAGUCGUCCUCUCCGUCGGCGGCUGGGGCGGCUCCAAGUUCUUCUCCGUCGCCGUCAAGAGUGAAUGCUCUAGACAGACCUUCGUUAAUAAUCUCUAUCAACUUGUUCUCGCUCAUGAUCUGGAUGGAAUCGAUAUUGAUUGGGAAUACCCAGGACAAGCCCAGAUACAAGAUAAUAUAGCAUCAAGUACAGACUCGGCUGCCUUGCUUUCAUUCUUUCAACUCCUGCGAGCCAAGCUGGGACCCCAUAAAAUCAUCUCGGCUGCAGUCACUGAUUAUACCUUCACUAACGCCCAGGGCGGCAGAAUGACUAAUGUAGAAGAGUUUGGUAAGGUACUCGAUUACAUUUUGAUCAUGAACUACGAUGUUUGGGGGGCCUCAUCCAAUCCCGGGCCUAACGGCCCCUUCUCGAACGGAUGCCAAGACAGCAGUCAACCGGGAGCCAACAUGGUCAGCUCGAUCAAGACCUGGACCUCAGCCGGCUUCCCGCGGCAGAAGAUCUUGAUGGGUCUGGCGGCCUAUGGAUACAUCAACCAUGCAUCCACCACCACCUUGGUUCAUCGAAAGCGCUCUGAGAUCCCGCAGCCCGCCCGCAGGAUCGAUCAGUAUCUUGUCCAGGCUGAUAAUCGCCAGCUUCGGAACCGUCAGAACUCCUGCUUGGACCCGACCGGUGUGACUUGCUCUAUCCUUAAUGCUCCUCCAGUCCCACUAAAUAUCGUCCAGAUACCCUCCUUGAAUUUGGUCCCACAGAGUCUCGUUCAGACUCCCUCAGCCAGCCUCAAUCAGACUUCUUCCCUCCCAAGCACGGUGCAGGAUGCUCUACCAAGCGUAAAUCAGACGGUGACAGCAAUUAGCCCCAAUCUGACCCAGACGGUCGACCCUCCUAAUGUAAGCAAUCUGACCCAGACGGUCGACCCUACUAAUGUGAGCAAUCUCACCCAGACGGUCGACCCUAAUCUGACGGCGACGACCGGCCCGACGCUGUUUGACGCGGGCCAGAACGACACCUCGGGCCUGCUGCGUAAGGCGUCUUCUGCCAUCGGAUCCGGCGAUCUCGACGGCCAUUCUGGAAACCAGAUCCAGUUCACUGACCUCUUCAAAUGGGGCAUCGUCCAGCUUGACCUUUCCGAUAACGAGGGAAGAUUGACUGGGAUCAAUGGAUACCAAGUCGCUUGGGACCGGUGCAGCUCGACCCCAUACGCGUUCUCGAAAGCUCGCAACAUUGUGAUCACCUAUGACGAUACGAUCUCGAUCGGCAUCAAGGCCUCGUAUGCCUUGGCCGCCGGGAUCGGCGGGGUCGGGUUCUGGGACAUGACCGGCGACCAUCACGCCAUGCUCAUCGACUCCGCUCGCAAAAAUCUCGCCAUGGUCGAUUGA